AGACUGGUACUUGAGGCUGUACCUCUCCGCGCUGAUGUCACCUUAACCCCGGGAGUGACCUGACCUGACAAUUGCCAGCAGGGGACACCGAGACGGCAGCUUAUACGCAUUGCAGAGUGUACCGGAAGAUACAGUGUCGUUGUUCCAUCAUCAAAUCGAAAGCCAUUAAAAAAAAAUGCAGUGGUAUAUAACAACUUAUAAUUUUUUAGUAAUUAAGACAAAGGAUAACAGAGAGGUGCCCAUAUGCCUGUCGACUGUGAACGUGACACCAGUGUGGGACAGGAAUAGCCAACACCCCGAGUACCACAUCAGUCUGGUUCCACCAUAGCGUUCAUUAAAACUCGGUUCCAUAUCACCAAUAAAAGAUGAAAGGCCAUGAAAAUUCCGAUCAAUCACCUGGGAAGCCUUUAGGAAAUAGGCUUGACGAAAAUCCACAAGUUUUUUUUAUUCUUUUUUUUCCCAUUUCUGGCUUAGGACAAUAAAAAAAAAAGGCUGAACAAAUAAACAGGCCCACUGCCAGUCCCAAAAGACAGGUCAAACAAACUUUUUAUGUAAGAGGGGAACUGGUUUAAACCAACAAAAGAAACGAAUAAAAUGCCACUGAGAUGCCAGUCCCUAAAGAGAGGUCAAAAAAAGAUAAUCCAAAAUCGAAGGAUAAGUGCCUUGAAACCUCCCUCUAAAAAGAGUUCAAGUCAUAUAUCUAUCGAAGAUUUUGAGAGAAAAAAAAAAAACUUGAAUGGCGGAGGAGUCUUGUACCCAUUUCCUUCGCUUCAGUGUACUGCACUCUCGCCACUGAGGGAAGAGAGAGGGUCAGCCAGGAAAACACACAAGUCCCCCCUCACUGAACGCUAAACAUUUAUGAAUUCCUGCACCGCGAAAGUGGGAAAACGGACAUAGCAACUGAAAGUGGAGCAGUGCAUCAGUGUUCGGAACCAAACGCCCUCUGCUGCCCACGCCCUCCCCUAUACAGUCACCACCGGACUCAGACGCAGCAUCCGUUCCUUUCAUCCAUCCAGAAACCCAGUCAUUCACCUUCGCACCACCAUGCUCAGGACAUGCGAGCCAGCGCCCCAAGAUAGCUUGCAGGACAGUGGAGCCACCGAGGAGGCGAUGCCGGAGGAAGUGGUGAUGGUGGUGGCGUACUGUUACCUCAUUCCAACACUCGUCUCCAUCAACAUCUUCACCAACCUACUGAACGUGGUCAUCCUCAGCAGCCUGGGGCGGCGGCAGCAGCGCCCACAGCAACAGGGGCAAGCCACGACCUUCCGCUACCUGCUGUGGCUGGCCAUCACUGACGUGGUCGUCUCACUUUUCUUGGUGGUCGCCCUUUCACACCUCGAGCGCAGUGACCUGCCCUACGGCUGGGCCUUCUACUAUGCCCAUAUGGAGAUUCCCAUCCUCAACGCCCUCACCAGCGGCAGCGCCUACAUCAUGGUGGGACUGUCUGUGGAUCGUUUCGUUGCCGUUUGCUACCCACGCCGAUACUGUGGGAUCAGCGCCCCUCGACUUGCCAACAUUCGCAUUGGUCUCUCCCUGCUGGUGCCCGUCCUGUUGUACAUUCCGCAUGGGUUUUCUCAGAAGGUCAUCUGCAAUACUCAAGGGUCAGGAUGGACCUACGAUGGUGCAGAAAUGGACAGUGACAUCAAGUGGUUUGUGUGGGAGGUGAUGGUGGAAUUGUUCCAUCGCCUCAUCCCUGCUUCGCUUCUCCUGUUCCUCAACCUCCGCAUCAUAUGUACCUUCAGGAAGUUGAUGAUGCGUCGCAAGUACAUCACAAGCAAAAAGGAGGAGAGGGACGGGAAGGCCCAACAGGAACAACAUCUCGUGUACAUGCUUGUAGCCAUCGUCACCACCUUCCUGCUCUCCAACUUGCCUGCCGCCGUCCUCGCUCUCAUCGACCGAGCUGGCUCUGCCCAUGGCCCUCCUGCUGUUGAGGUAUUCCGAGCUGUGGCCAAUUCCUUGGAGGCAUUCGGCUCCUCACUUAACUUUGUGCUGUACUUCUGUUUCGUGCCGGACGUGCGCCAGGAGAUGCUGCGACUUCUUCAGGGAGUGCAAGGAGGAGCCCGAGGAGUACUAAAGCACGCCAAGACUUCCUACGUCUGCUCCGAUUCCAUCACCAACGACAGGUCCUCGAAAGAGACGGAGUGUGAGGAGAUUUAGGAAGAUGAUGCAUGGCAGGUUGCGUUGGUAUAGAAAGCCGAUGAACAGUUCCUUUUUUCGUCCUGGUUCAAGAUGAAGAGCAAUUGGCGGUGCUUCGGAUCACCAUUCCAGAUGCAAGUAAAGGACGUGGAUGUGAGAAGGCUGGCGUGGAGAUAUUUGCUGGAAAUUAGUAUUUUCAUCUCAAUUUGUAAUAAAUUCAA
Messenger RNA from Scylla paramamosain (green mud crab), 2357 nucleotides. RefSeq names its product probable G-protein coupled receptor AH9.1. Lineage: Eukaryota; Metazoa; Arthropoda; Malacostraca; Decapoda; Portunidae. The transcript is spliced from 4 exons. Gene Ontology annotation, biological process: G protein-coupled receptor signaling pathway. Gene Ontology annotation, cellular component: membrane. The coding region runs from base 1045 to 2157 and encodes 370 amino acids. The record is from RefSeq and is a predicted model, not a curated record. Gene Ontology annotation, molecular function: G protein-coupled receptor activity.